Aphanomyces invadans is the source of this 286-nucleotide messenger RNA. RefSeq lists its product as hypothetical. Lineage: Eukaryota; Oomycota; Saprolegniomycetes; Saprolegniales; Verrucalvaceae. The annotation marks the transcript as partial. The record is from RefSeq and is a predicted model, not a curated record. The transcript has a single exon.
AUGAACUCGGGUAUGGCCAAUACCCCAAGCGAGACGGCCGACACCGUCUUCACGGAAGGAACGCUGGCGGAAGGAUUCUAUCAAGAUGAUAGAGACGUACCGCAGGCGGCAGCACCCACGCCCAAUACCUUGCCAACGACAGUCAUGCCCAUGAACGGGAAUGGUCAAGCCAACGGGGGGGUGCAAGAAGAAUCGAUGGCAUUGUCGACACCGAUGAACAUUGACGCGGUCCCAUUGUCCGGUGGUCCCAUGAUCGUACCAGGAGCGUUGAACGUGCGGCAGCACG